AUGGAUCGCAACGAGGGAGUACAGGCCGCAAUACUGCAGGACUUGUUCAGUUCGAAAUUGGCAAUCCAUGACCAUGGGGAAGGCAGCAGCGCACCAUCGAGAGCUGAGGAACCCGAGCCGGUGUCGCAAGACGACGAUGAAACCGAAGAUGGCCUCGCAGAACUUCUUCAACUCAUCAACGGCAUCAAGCUUCUACCAUCCUCAUCCAAGAUCGAUUAUGCGGUUCCUGGGCUGUUCAACAGCAUUAACAGCCACCCCAUCGCUACAGGAACCUUCUUCCAAGUCCGGAAGCUAGACCAACCCAACCACAAUAGGCAAAUGGUGGCCAAAUACCCUAGGCUUGAUCCGGCGCGCAAAGGCGGAGGGAUCUCCCGCGAGAAUCUGCAGGCGAUUAAGCUGGAGAUCCAGGCACUCUCUCAUCCGCCGAUUCUUGAUCAUCCGAACAUCAUUGACCUACUAGGUUUCUCAUGGGCUAGGUUAAGUGCUGUCGAAGGGCGCUAUCAGAUCGUUCCCGUUUUGCUCCUCGAGUUUGCAUCCCACGGCACUCUACGCGAGUACUUGUCCGACAAUAACACUACCCCAUUGGAACGGCUCCGGCUCGGAAAAGGCCUCGGUGAGGGGCUCAGCACACUACACCACUCUGGGAUAGUUCACGGGGACUUGAAGUUAGACAACGCCCUGGUCUUCGACCGUCCGGACGGCUCUGUCGUCGCGAAGCUAGCGGAUUUCGGCUCUACUGUCCAACUUAUUGAGGGCGGGUACCACUAUAGGGGGGGAACUCCGCCCUGGACUGCUCCGGAAUGGCGCAAGAGCAUUGAGCCAUGGGAGCAACAUGCAGCAGAUGUGUAUUCAUUCGGCCUCUUGAUCUGGACACUGUGCCUUGAAGGCCGGAGCCCGUUUCCUGGUUUAACCCCUGGCGAAAUCGAGGCUCGAAAGAUAGGUGAUGUGAUUGAAAGCGAGGCGGCCAAGUCCGUUGCCGAUCACUACGACUUCUACAGACAUAUGGUGGAGUGUACAAGUGAGCUUGAAGAGUUUGAACUGUACCUUGCAUCAGUUAUCUGUCCACGAAGAGCAUUUAGCCACACAUUGAAGUUCGACCCCAUGAGACGGAAUCUAGAUUCGGCCUUGAGCGCUUUGUCCGUGGAGGAUUUCUAUAGUUCACAGAAGACCGGAGACAUACCUGGGGAUCGUGGACGAAGAAAUUUGUUGCACGAAUUUAGAGGCGCUAACGCGUAUACAAUGCUCUCCGACAUGCCACAACAAGUACGCCAAGUUCUGUUUGGACGUUUCGUCACAUCGAUCGAGAGAGAUCGAAUAUCCAAGCUCGAAAAGUCCCAGCUCUGCUUCCAGCUCGCGUUGUCCCAUCUUGAUGGGUUCUCAGACCACCCAAGCUUAUCUACCGCACUGCCUUGGCUUGAGAAGGCAGCCGAGCUAGGCUCUGAAGCGGCUCGCGGUGUUAUAUACCGCAUCUUCUGCGGAGCUGGACAGUUGAAACUUCGGCAGGAUCCUGGCCGCAUACGAGAGUACCUGAUCUCCGCGACGGCUGCAGGAUCUAGGAUCGCGCGGCAAGACCUUCUGGAACUGGAGCCGGAGGCUGCUCAAACUGCAAUGGAUGACUUCAGAGAACGCUUCUAUCCAGAAAGUAUGGGUCCUAAAGGAGCUAAGCUUGGUAAAGAGGUCAUCGAAGCCAUUAUCAGCCCUCGAUGGCAGCAAGGACUUACACCGUCACAAAGGGCAAUAUUGCAGGGACAGCGGCAGCGAAUGUACCUUAACCAGAAACUUGGCAGUCUCCUUCAUUUCGCGAGUGCGUACGGUGUUAACUUGGACAGCUUUGAGAAAUUUCUGGACUUGGAAAAGCCAGAUAUCGACGCAAAAGACAAGGAUGGGAAUACGCCGCUGUUGAUGGCAAUGCGCUCUGGAUAUGGCUAUCACGCUCAGGUACUCCUGCACCACGGUGCCAACCCCAGGAUAUCAAAUCAACAUGGGCAGACUCCUUGCCAUUGGGCCAUCCAUGUAUAUGACCAGAAGUUGCUGGAAAAACUACUUCGCAUCAUGGUUAGCAAGGGAGCAGACCUCGAGGGCAUUGCGAAGCGAUCAGACACUGGCGACGGCCGCGUUUAUAGGCAGGAGCAGUACCAAGGGACGCCACUCUGCUGGGCCAUCAUUGAGGGAAGAGAAGAUCUUGUCUCGAUGCUCUUAAGAAACGGGGCGAACCCGACCACUCCGGGAGAGUAUAUGAGCCCCUUCGACCUGGCCGUUGCGUACAAUUCAUGGCGGGUUAUCAAGCUCCUCUUGGAAUACGCUGAAGGCCCGAUCACGUCUCGGAUCGCUGGACCGACGCGAAGCGUGAAUCUUGACGGCGCAAAGAAGAAGAUCACGGAGGACUGGGUGUCUUUCGCAAUGUUCGGGUUUCCUCACCAUUACCACAUGAUUCUCCACGGACCAUCGUAUAGAGACGCUCUCAAGUAUACUCUGGUUCAAUUAAGGAGAGCCGGGCUCAUCCGUGGCGAUUUACACAAGCCUCUGAGAAAAGCCCUGCAAAGUGGACAAGGACAGCUCGUGGACGAUCUAUUGUGGUAUCAAAGCUGCAGAAUGAGGGAGGUAUCAUCCUGGGAUCUCGCCGAAAUGUUCAUUUCGGAAGCUUCGUAUAUAAGCCCGGACGCGGCGGCGAUUUUGCUGGACAGAAUUGCUGAUAACAUAGGAAGCUGCCCCUUGCCGGACAUGACACCCCUUCUCUUCACAUACCCCUUAUCCCAUCGCGCUGAUGUCGGUAUAUUCAGGAGACUGCUGGACCUAAUCAACCCCGAUUCUGUGGAUAUCACCGACGAGAAUGGUGUCAUGUCCUACCGACACCUCACCCCUUUUAUGCUGGCAGUCCUAGGCGGCGCCUUCGAAUUCGCCACGGAACUCCUGAAGAGAGGAGCAGAUCCAAACUUCAAGACUCUACCAGCAAACUCUACCUCGGCAACUUCAUCUGUAGUAAACAUCCUUCACCUCUUAAUAUGCGUAAAUGAGGACACCUCCUUAGCAGCGCUCCAGUAUCUACUUGAGCCCCAGCACCCUUUCCACGACCGCAAACCGGACUUCGUGAUAUGCGAAGAGUCAGGCUUAACAGCGCUGACGUACGCGGCAAGGUGGGGAAACCGCCUUUUGUUCGACUAUCUUUCCAACCAUUUCGAUUCUGGAGACGCGGUGGACAUGCGAGGGCGCCACCGGGGAGAAACAGCGCUACACGUUGCCGCUCUUCACGGUAAUUACGACGUCGUCGUGGCGUUGGUCGGCCGAGGGGCGAAGGUGAACGUUCUAGUCAGGUCAGACGACGGGAAGCUCAAGUCACCACUGGACUGUUGCUACAACGUAGGCGUUUACGACACGAAUGUGCCGCGCACAAGUCGACACUGGGAAGAUCUAUGGAUCGCCAGGCUCCGAGCUGCCAAGUUUCUCGCGGCGAGGGGGGGCCGAAUGCUGAUCAAGCAUUCCAUGCCCAUCGCAUUCCGCUUCUUGCUUCACGCAUGCUCGGGGAACUGGUCUAGACUGUUCGAAGAAGCACUGGAGCAAAUUCCGGAAGAACUCAAGUCUGAGGCAUACUUGAACGCUUUGCUCUUUAGGGCGGCUAAGGAGGGCAGCGAGGACGUCGUGGGCCUCUUGCUCGAUGCCGGAGCGCACAUCAACACCCAGUCGGCGACGGGACAGACGCCGCUUCAUCGGGCGGCAUUGCGUGGUCACAUGUACACCGCGAAAGUCCUUGUGCAGCGCGGCGCUGAUCUAGCGCUUCGCGACAACAAGGGCCGGACUGCGGCUAUCCAGGCUUUUACGCAGAAGCACGAAGGUCUCGUCGAGUAUCUCAUGUCUCAGGGAUCGCCUAAAGACUUUCCGCAAAUGGUCGUCGUGCCGUUUACGGCAGAGCUCGGAGACGACCGGACAAAUACCACUUGGGAAGAGACCUUCACGGCCACUAUAUGCCUCUUAAACUGGCCCGGAACUGAUGGCGGCGAGGAGGAAGCGGCGGGGCUCAGCUCCUGGGUCGUGAGGAUACACCGGGAUGCUGGGGACGGGGUCUCGGAUGAUUUGUCCCAGGACCCGGAGAAUUGGAACCGCGAAUUCGCGUCCUUGACUGGCAGGAGAGGCGAAGGGUUUUAUGCUGCUUGGAGGGCAGCGCAGAUCCAAGCUGAUGCGUCUUAA
Molecule: messenger RNA, 4182 nt
Organism: Scedosporium apiospermum
Lineage: Eukaryota; Fungi; Ascomycota; Sordariomycetes; Microascales; Microascaceae
Exons: 3
Coding region: 1-4182 (1393 amino acids)
Biological process (GO): protein phosphorylation
Molecular function (GO): ATP binding; protein binding; protein kinase activity
Source: RefSeq, a predicted model, not a curated record